AUGGAGGACACCACAGGGAGCAGAGCGAAGCUAAGACACUCAAAGCGACACGGACAGUUGGUGCUCGACGCCGGCUCGCAGAGCGUGCAGCUCGUGUACCCGCGGAUCGGCAGAUUCUUCCAACGCAAGUUUGAACAGCCUCUGAAGUGCGUCAUGGGCAGGAAACUACUGCGCGUUUACUCGAGCAACGGGAAACGAAACUUUACGUGCCGACUUCUGUCGGAAGAUGACGCGACCAAGUGUUCAGAGACGCUCCGCAGUUUCGGAGUGGAGGUUAUCGCUGUGGGGGAGUUGAUGCUGAGGUGA
This is a messenger RNA of Phytophthora infestans T30-4, 306 nucleotides long. RefSeq lists its product as uncharacterized. The coding region runs from base 1 to 306 and encodes 101 amino acids. NCBI's taxonomy places the organism in Eukaryota, Oomycota, Peronosporomycetes, Peronosporales, Peronosporaceae. The record is from RefSeq and is a predicted model, not a curated record. The transcript has 4 exons.